Messenger RNA from Fonsecaea erecta, 1014 nucleotides. RefSeq lists its product as hypothetical. The record is from RefSeq and is a predicted model, not a curated record. NCBI's taxonomy places the organism in Eukaryota, Fungi, Ascomycota, Eurotiomycetes, Chaetothyriales, Herpotrichiellaceae. The transcript has a single exon. The coding region runs from base 1 to 1014 and encodes 337 amino acids.
AUGAAGCGAUCGACGCGCACCUACAUGACGUUGGCGGCACUCCUGCUUGCCGCAGCCAACGCGCAGACAACCACAGUGGUCAAUGACGCUGCGGACACUGCUGCGACUACCGUAUACUAUUCUGUCUGUCCAACUGCCUUGACCACCACCACGACCUUGUCCAGCACUAUCACUUUCUGCCCGGGUCCCAACUGCAACGGCGGUGGUGCUGUGAUCACGCCUCCUCCCACUGGCCCAUCAGGCACUGAAAUCCUUUCUUACACUACCACUCUUCCGAAUGGGGACGUCGAGGAGAUCCACGAGUACCUCACGAUCUACCACCAGAUUUGCAGCAGCGGCCAGUCAAUUGGACAAGCCACUUACACCAUCACAGAGGCCUGUCCUUGUGAAGCGACCAGGAACCCAACCUCCAUUCCCGAAGGCUUCACUACUACCGUCAUGUCUUGCGAUGUUUGCCACAAUGGCGGAGCCACCACCAUGACUAUCACUACACCAUGCUCAACCGGUCCGUAUGCCACUCAGACCCCUGUUAUUGGUCCUACCGGCGGUGCCGCUGCUCAAGCACAAGCGGAAGCAAGUGCAGGAGCUAACGCGGAGGCUGGGGCUGGUGGCUCGGGAGGUGCCAUUGCAAAUGCUGCCGCCGGUGCAAGUGCCAACGCUGAGGCUUCCUCUGGCAACUCUGCGGCCGGUGCAAAUUCUGCUUCAGGCGCCAACGCUGCUGCUGGUGCCGGUAAUAACGGAUCCGAAGCUGAAGCCAGUGCUGCCGCAAGCGCAGCUGCCAGUGCCGCCGCCACCGCGGAAGCUGGAUCUGGUGGAAUCAACAGUGGCACCAUGUACAGCAAUGGCACUGGCAGUAACAGCUCCAUUUCACCUCCCAUCACGCCUGUUGUCCCCGGCGGUGCCUCCGGCGCGGGCGCCAACAAUGCUAAGUUUACAGGUUCUGCCGAUAGAUUGGGCUAUACUGUUUCUGGAGUGUUCGCUGUUGUGAUGGGAUGUCUAGCGUUCGUGCUGUGA